Messenger RNA from Rhineura floridana, 10641 nucleotides. It is a transcript of the gene MAP2, whose product is annotated as microtubule associated protein 2. Bases 710 to 6496 code for a protein of 1928 amino acids. Gene Ontology annotation, molecular function: microtubule binding. Gene Ontology annotation, cellular component: neuron projection. NCBI's taxonomy places the organism in Eukaryota, Metazoa, Chordata, Lepidosauria, Squamata, Rhineuridae. The record is from RefSeq and is a predicted model, not a curated record. Gene Ontology annotation, biological process: neuron projection development; microtubule cytoskeleton organization. The transcript has 18 exons.
AGUUUCCCUCCCCUUCCCUGCCUUCACUCCAUGGGUCUGGGGCUUGUGAAGUUAGGCUGAACCCAGCUGGGUUCACAGGCGUUGGAACGGAGGCUGAAGAAGGGUGGAGCGCGGCUAGCUGCAGCGUACCAGCAGUAACAGCCCAGACGGGAGACUCUCCCCUCGCUCCGCGGAGCCGCGUUUCUGCAACGCUCGCGUUUAGCGGGAUCGCGGCUCCUGGCUCCCCCCCAUCACCAAAGGCUUGCCUCGUCAUCCGAGAAUGUCUCAGCAGGGGGUUGAGCAGCGCCCGCUAACACGGCUUGCCUGUGAAGCGACUUCCCACACUUUUCCCUCAGUGUCAGGGAGUCAAGGCUGCCAUAUUAUGGCCUCACCCGCUUCCUCCCCACCUUCCCACCAAGAGCCCUGCCACAUGGGGGAGGCAAGGGACCCCUAGAGGAGCUACUCCAACCAGUCUUCUCUCCAUCUCAGAGCAUAGACAACAGGAGGAUAAAUCUCCUAAACGAAGGCCGUAGAAAACCUGGUUCAGGUAUCCCCUCGCUGACAAAUCUACCCAAAGAUUCUCCAGCUUUUUCUUUCUAAUGUGACAUACUCCUUGGGUUUGACUUGGUUGCAGACAAAAGGAGUCUUGAGGCAUUUCUUGGUGCCCUAAGCAGAAAGCACAGAAGCCUACUAUCUACGUAAAUAGGGACAAUUGUAGAGGCGGAGCAACAUGGCUGACGAUAGGAAAGAUGAAGCUAAGGCACCGCACUGGACUUCAAGUCAGAUAGCAGAGGCUUCUUCACAUUCACAUUCCCCAGAGAUGAAGGAGCAAAGUGGGACAGGGGAAGGAUUAGUCAGAAGUGCUAAUGGAUUUCCAUACAGAGAGGAUGAAGACGGAGGAUAUGGUGCCCGUGGACAACAGAGCUCAUAUUCCAGAACCAAAGAGAAUGGGAUAAAUGGAGAACUAGCUACAGGAGAGAAAGAAACUGCAGAAGAAGUAUCUGCAAGGAUAGUCCAAGUAGUAACAGCUGAAGCUGUGGCAGUCCUGAAAGGUGAACAGGAAAAAGAAGCCCAGCACAAAGAUCAGCCAGCACCAUUACCUUUAGCAGUUGAAGAAACAGCUAACCUGCCUCCUUCCCCGCCCCCAUCACCAGCUUCAGAGCAGACUGGAACAUUGGAAGAAGAUUUACUUGCAGCUUCGAAGAUGGAAAUCCAUGACCGGGAACAUACAGGCCUUUUUGGAGCUGAGCCAUUUGGCACAAAGGAAUCAGAGAAAGGAAGUAAGACUAGUGAUGCCUUAGUUCAACAGCCAGCAAAAACAGAGACUUUAGAAAUAACAGAAUCACAAGGCAAAGGAGAAGAGAAAAUGUUUCCAACACUGUCAGAACAGACUUUUGUUGCAAGUCCACAAAAGAAAGAGGACAGGAAUUCUGUAAAACCAGAUUUCAAUUUUACUGGAGAGUCACAUCUACAUCAAGAACAAAAAGAUUUGUCAGCAGAAUUUCACAAAGAAAGUAAAAUAGACGAAAAGGUUCCAGAGGUCCAAAAAUAUGCCAUUCAAGCACUACCCUUAAAAUCUAAAGAUGACCAAGUCUAUACUAAAAAAAGUGACUUUACCUCUCCUGAAAGCAUAGGUUCUUUCUCACCUUCAGAAUUUAAAGUGGACCUUAAAGGCACAGUUAAAAGUGGGUUUUCUUCUGAAACUUUGCCAGUUGCUCUACAUAAAACUGAGCCAGAUGAUAGUAAAAACAUGAUGCAAAUAUCUAUUGCUACAGAGAUUGCGAAAGACCUUCUGAAAGAUCAAAAAACUGACAAAGAGCAAUCAAGAAAACAGGAAGAAGAAUUUGAAGUGGUGACUAUUCAUCCCUCACAACCAAGUACAGAGCAAACAUCCACCCAGAAUGUUCCUGUAUGGGAGGAAGAGAAAGAUAUGACAGAGGAUGAAAGUGAUGAGGAGGGAUAUUCCAUUUCCAGUGGACAAAAGCCCAGGGUAUCAGACGAUCAUUUUUUUAAAGCUUAUGGCCAACAAACAACUGUUUUGGAUAAAGAAGUCAUGAGAAAAGAAACUGAUUCUAAAAAGUCAUCUGAUACUCUCAAAGCAGAAGAAGAGUUGGAGACAACUGGGCUUUCAACAACAUGGGAUAUUAAAAAAGAGGGAACACACAGCACUGAGAUUUCCACAGACAAACUCAGUCAAGAAUUGCUUCCUGAAAAAAUUAAAGAGCCUUUAGAUAAAGCUGUAUUGUCUGCAACAAUAGAAACCCCCCCAAGUGAACCCAGCAAAGAAUCUCUGCAAGGAAAGGAUGGGAAAGGGGAAAUGUUUUCUGUUGCGGAUUCAGAAGCUCACAAAAUGCAGAUAGAAGAGGAUAAAUCAGGAAUGUCUACUUAUUUUGAGACUUCCACUCUUAAAGAUGAAGCUCUCAAGAGUGACAUGCUACAGCAAGGCAAUGAUUAUUAUGAGCUGAGUGAUACUAAAGAAGGGGAGGCCUAUGACUCUUACCAUAAAGACUUCCUAAUAUCUAAAAAAGAUGCUGAGGAAUUUCAGCCAGAGGCAUACCAACAUGUCAGUGUACCUGCUCAUGAAAUAGGAUAUAGUACUCUAGCUCAGGGCUUCCCAGAAGAUUAUUCUGAGGAACCCAGCUCUCCUACUGAAAGAAUGUACACCAUUGACCCAAACGUAUAUGGGGAUAAGAGAGAACUCCAUAGUAAAAAUAAAGAUGACUUAACUCUAAGCAGGAGCUUGGGGCUUGGUGGAAGAUCUGCCAUAGAACAGAGGAGUAUGUCAAUUAAUCUGCCAAUGUCCUGCUUGGAUUCUAUAGCACUGGGGUUUAACUUUGGGCGUACACAUGACCUUUCACCUCUAGGUUCAGAUAUUAUGGAUAAUGCUAGUGGGGAUGAAGGUGAUGAUUAUUUGCCAGCCACCACCCCAGCAAUAGAAAAGGCUCCCUCCUUCCCAUCAGUCAGCAGGGAAGAAGAUGAGAAAACUGAAGAGUCAAAAGUAAAAGAAGGGGGAGAUAUCCAGGUGGAGCCUUUGUGUGAGUCACCCUUCCUGGCUAAAGAUUAUUACAAAAAUGGGACUGUAAUGGCUCCUGACUUGCCUGAAAUGUUGGACUUAGCAGGCACAAGGUCAAGGCAAGCAUCUGUGAGUACAGACACCGAGCUAGUACACAGGAAAUCCAUUCCCUCAGAAGCAGUUCUAGAAGAAAGCAGUAUGACCCAGCACUUUAUGGCUGAUGAAAACCAUAUGACUCUAAAAGCUGACAGUCAACUAGAAGAUUUGGGUUACUGUGUUUUCAAUAAGUACACAGUGCCAAUGCCAUCUCCAGUACAGGACAGUGAGAAUUUGGCAGGAGAAAGCUGUCCCUUUGAUGAGAAAAUUAGAAGAGGUAUAGUUGCAGACCUGUCUUUGAUAGAAGUGAAGUUGGCAGCUGCUGAGAGAGCCAAAGAAGAAAAAGAGGUCUCUGGUGACUCAGCAGUUUUGGGCAAGGAGUUUGAGCAAGAGAGAAAAGCUAGUGAUAAACUAGAUACUGUGCUAGAAAGAAGUGAGGAACAAACUGAUUCUAAAGAAGUCUGCUCUCAUGAGGACACUGAACAUGAAAAAACAAGGCCUGGUCUAACUUUAGAAAGUGCAGAUGAAAAACAUAUAUUUGGACUAGAAGAAAAAGUUUCUUCAUUAACUGAGAAAGAAGAAAAGGCCAUGCAUAUCAUUUCAGAGAUAGGCAAGGCAGAAAUUUCUUAUAAACCAGACUAUGAUGCUAUAAAGCAUGAUAUGGAUUCCGCUGCUCGGCAAGUUGAGCAGGAAUACCAGAGUAAGUUAGGAGUUCAUAUCACUGAGUUUGUUUCAGAGCAAGUCACAGAAGAUCAAAGAAAGACCCUGUCAAUAUUGCCUGAAGAAUCCAGUAUCUGUGCAAAAGCAGAACUUAGUCACAUGAAAGAUGUCACCAAAAUGUCUGAAACUGAAGUUAAGGAAAAGGGGCCUAAGCCUGAUCUGGUGCAUCAAGAAGCAGUAGAUAAAGAAGAAUCUUAUGAGUCAAGUGGUGAUAAUGACCAAGCACAAGAAGGUUUGCCUAUAGAAACUUCAAAACCAUAUGAUGGCAAAAUAGAACCAGAAAGCCCAUCUCUGUCGGAAGAGGAGAUGGCAUCACAAUUGCUAGUGGAACAGCCAGUUACAGAAAAAGUUGUAUCUAAAGCUACCCAAGAAGAAACUACUGAAAUUCAAAUGGAGAACAUUCCACAGCCCAAGGAAGAUGAUGUGGAAUCUCUAGAAUUGGAUGGCUCUAUGAAAACUGAGGAUGUGCGAGAGGGAAAAGAACAAGAGAAAGACAGUAAACAAAAAGAAGAAAUUAAGCAAAAAGAAGAACAUGCAGACGAGAUUAAGCAAGAGCAACAACACAAGGAAAAGAGUAUGCAAGAAGAAGGUGAGAAAAAGAGUAAACAGGAGGAAGAAAAAAGGAAGCAAGAGGAAGUGAUUAAGCAAGAAAAAGAAGAGAUUAAGCAAAUAAGCAAAGAAAGGGAGUUGGAGAAACCUGGUGAAGAGGAAGAUGAGGUGUGUAAAGCUGUACCUGGGGAAAUUCCUGAACUCAAAGGAGUAAUAGAAUCUGUUGUUACAAUUGAGGAUGACUUCAUCACAAUAGUGCAGACAACAGUAGAUGAAGGAGAAACCAGUUCCCAUAGCAUACGCUUUGCAGUAGCAUCACAGGCUGAUACAGGAGAAGAAAGCUUCCAUCUUGAAGAGGAGGCAGAGGUGGUAGCUGAUGUCGAAGCAGAGACGAAAGAAAGCUCUCCAGAAGCUCCUGGCUCACCUGAGCGAGAUGAAAUCCCAUUAACUGAUUACAAGACAGAGACGUUUGAUGACUAUAAAGAUGAAACAACCAUUGAUGACUCCAUUCUGGACACAGACAGCAUAUGGGUGGAUACUCAAGAUGAUGAUAGGAGCAUCAUGACAGAACAGUUAGAGACUGUUCUUAAAGAGGAGAAGGCAGAGAGAGAAUUGCGGAGACCAUCUCUUGAUAAACAUAAAAAAGAGAAACCUUUAAAAACUGGGAGAGGCAGGAUUUCUACUCCUGAAAGAAAAAUAGCUAAAAAGGAACCUAGCACAGUCUCCAGAGAUGAAGUGAGAAGGAAAAAAGCUGUGUAUAAGAAAGCUGAACUUGCUAAAAAAGCUGAAGUUCAGGCUCACUCUCCCUCCAGGAAAAUCAUUUUAAAACCUGCUAUCAAACAUACUAGACCAACUCAUCACUCCUGUGUUAAGCGGAAGCAGACAGCCGCUGGUGGUGAAACAAACCAGGCUCCUGGGGUAUUUAAGCAAGCAAAGGAAAAACUUUCAACUUCUUCUUUGUCAAAGAUUCCUGCCUCAAAGGUUAGAGCAAAGUCAUUGCUGCCUCCGAGACCCAGCUCAGCUUGCUCAUUAACUACUAUUAAAAAAGCUACUUUGCUCAAUGCAGACAAUUAUUAUGUGAGGCCCUCUUCAGCGGGCCCAAGAGACUGCUUGCCAUAUUCAAAAACAGAUGCUCAGGAUGGUGUAACCAAGAGCCCAGAAAAGCGUUCCUCUUUACCAAGACCUUCUUCGAUUUUACCCACCCGGAGGGGCCUGUCAGGGGACAGAGAACGAGAUGAGAAUUCUUUCUCCCUGAACAGCACCAUCUCCUCAUCAGUGCGACGGACCACCAGAUCAGAGCCUAUUCGAAGCCGAACAGGAAAGAGUGGCACAUCAACCCCAACUACACCAGGAUCCACCGCCAUAACUCCUGGGACACCACCUAGUUAUUCCUCCCGUACCCCAGGCACUCCUGGGACCCCUAGCUAUUCCAGAACCCCUCACACACCAGGCACCCCCAAAUCUGGUAUUCUGGUGCCCACUGAGAAGAAAGUGGCUAUCAUACGCACACCUCCAAAAUCUCCAGCCACCCCUAAGCAACUACGGCUCAUUAAUCAGCCUCUGCCCGAUCUCAAGAAUGUCAGGUCCAAAAUUGGGUCAACAGAGAACAUCAAAUAUCAGCCUAAAGGGGGACAGGUUAGGAUUUUAAACAAGAAGAUUGAUUUUAGCGAUAUUCAGUCCAGAUGUGGUUCCAAGGAUAACAUCAAACAUUCAGCAGGGGGAGGAAAUGUGCAAAUUGUAACCAAGAAGAUAGAUUUAAGUCAUGUGACUUCAAAAUGUGGCUCACUAAAGAAUAUCCGCCAUAGGCCAGGUGGGGGACGAGUGAAAAUUGAGAGUGUAAAACUGGAUUUUAAAGAAAAGGCCCAUGCCAAGGUUGGUUCACUGGAAAAUGCUCACCAUGUGCCUGGUGGAGGUAAUAUCAAGAUUGACAGCCAGAAGCUAAAUUUCCGAGAGCAUGCUAAGGCCCGGGUUGACCAUGGAGCUGAGAUCAUCACACAGUCACCAGGCAGAUCCAGUGUGGCUUCCCCACGGAGGCUCAGCAACGUCUCGUCUUCUGGCAGCAUCAACCUGCUUGAAUCUCCUCAGCUUGCUACCCUUGCUGAAGAUGUCACUGCAGCCCUAGCUAAACAGGGAUUAUGAAUUUGCUUCAUUUAGCAGUGUUUGAAGUAAUAAUAUUUAGGCAUGAGCUCUUGCCAGGAAUGGGCUCAGAGCAGGUGUUAACAUUCAUUCGUUACCAUGUCUGAAAUUAAGUCACAUCCCAAGACUGUAGUAACCAUAAAAUAAAAAACUGGGGAAAAGAUAUAUGUAGAUGCAGAAAUUGGCCUGAUUUCCAUUUACAGCAGGAAGAUACUGGCUUUUAUGUGGGUACAAUUGCAGUAUAUUACAUAGGACAAUAAUUGUUGCUCUGCUCUGUCUUGCAUGGAGUACUGUACUAUGAUACAAUGCAUUUUUACCUUUCAUGUGCCUGAAGGCCAUCCAUCCUCCACUUUUUGAAGAGCCUUGUGAAAUACUUUGAGUUUCUCAUUUUACUGUUUUGUUGAUGGAUGGAAUUAAGGAACAUCUCCCAUUGUAAUUUAUUAACAAAUUAAAUUAAACUGGAGAGUCUUGAGUACCAGGCAGAAGGGCAAAUAAAGAUGUCAAAUUUUCAAAAGGGGUAUGUGGGGUGGGAUUAUUUUAUAUAAAUGGGUAGAAGAAAGAGUCAAUUAAGUUAUUAACGUUGUUGAGCUUGGAUAAUUAUGUCAGUGUAUAGCUGAUUCCAAUAAAUUAUUUAACUAGUAAUUAAAGAAAGUAGUUGAGGGGAAAUCAUAUAAACUGUACUGGGGAAGUGGCAUUUUUCUUUUUAAAAAGCAGCUACUCAAACUAAGCAAUGGAAUUGUGUCUGAUUAGAAUGUUGGUUAAGCAGAUAGGUUUGUGUCUACACUACUGGUUUCACAUCCUUUCCAUCUGUUUGAUACAGUAUUAUUAUAGAUAUAUAUUUCUCUGUGGCCAUUUGUGAUACGCCCUCUCAUACUUGAAUAUUCUACUUCUUUAUUCACAGUAUCUGUCUCUUGCACCCUUUGGUGUUGCAAUUUUAGGUAUGUAAAAGUAGAUGUUAGCAGGGUUUUUAUUUCCCUAUUCAGACUUUUAAAAAGACAAAAAAGACAAAGAUCUUUUAGCAUGAAAUUGCUUUCUGUAACAUCUCAAAACUGUGACCCUGUUUUAGUGCCCGAUGCAAGUCUUUUCUGUGAUACUAGAAAAAUUAUUCUCUCUUCUCCCCCCCUCCUUCUCAUUUUCUUCACUAUGGUUAACUUUAUGGGGUCCAGGUGUCUGUAAAAAAAAGUCCUCCAAAAAGAUGGAUUGGGAUUCUAAAUUAAUACAAUAAAAUAAUGGUUUUGUUCUGGCUUUUAAAAAAACUUGCAAUAAGAGUGAAGUUUAAAGUUAUUUAUUUAUUUAUUUUCUUUUGCUAAAGUUGAAAUUCCAAAAAACAACAGGAAGUUUUAACAGAAGUCAUUCCAUUCCUUUAAUGUCAUCUUUGCAUAGAUGUGCUCAGAUGCCUCAGGAGAGUGAUGCUCUGGAGACAUGCAUACAUAAUGCAUGUUGAUUACUAGUAACAUAAUUAAAUAAGCUUCUUAUACAGCAUCACCAAGGUGAUGGAACUGAUAAAUCUGCACAAAAUAAUAUGUUGAACAUAAAAAAGUAUACGACAAGUGUGUGUAAUAAGAAAUAAGACAAGGACACCUAAACAUUAAAACAAGUGGAGCCUAUGGGAUUUUCACCACUACCACAUGGAUAUUAAGAGAAUACUGGUGGUAUGGUAAUAUGACACAUAAGUAGACAAUCGUCUAUUCAUAUUAUGUAUGCUAGCUUUGACUAGAUGAUAAUAAUCACCUAUUUCAACCUACAGAUUGAUCACUCUUUUCCUUAUAAAAUCACCUGCAUAACAUUUGCAUGCUCUCAAGCUGAGCUGUACGGAAGAUUCAUUAGGAUGAUUUUUUUGUGUUGGAAGCUGUUUGAAAAGGGCUACCUCUUAAACAUCUUAAUUUACAUGGCUUGUAUCUAAGGCUGAUUUUUAAAAAAAUAAACAAAACAGUAUAAACAAUUAGGAGUCUUGUAGCACCAUAGAGACUGAAACAAUUACCAUGGCGUAACUUUCAUGGGCUAGAACCACAUCAUCAAAUGUACAGAUGACUCUCAACAGUAUUCCAGUACUGUUCUAUUACAGUAUGGAGUUCCAUAGCAUAAAAUCCGAUCCUGAAUUUAAAAAUAGUUUCCUAAAUGGCAUCAGCUCUUAUUUCUAACAGGUAAAUCUUCAGCAGGUAUUGCAGAGCUUGUUCAAAUUUUAUGUGGAUGAACUAAAGCCUAAAUGAUACCCUGAUACAUGACAUCUUAAAAGUUCUCUCAUAUUGUAAGAUGCCUCAUUCAGUUGUAAAUGCAGUCAUAUCGUUAAGGAAAAAUGUUAGCUUUUAGACUCUAAAGUGCAACAGGAGGACUGUUCUGCCCUAUGAUUGCUGUGAUGUUGCUUGGAAUAAUCAUACAAUAUACAAAUACAUGCCAAGAACAUAAGAAGAGCUCUGCUGGAUCAGACCGGGGGUCCAUAGAGUGGGACUCCUUGCUACUGCUUCAGGAAAAAAAUAAUAAAGGCAAAAGAACAAUCUUUUUAAUGAAAAGUUGGCACUCUGACUCUAUGCCAUUAGUUCUUGCAGAUUAGCCUUUCAAGUGUUUUUACAUCUUUUUCCAAUCUUAGAACGAGAGAAUGCCCAAGGUACUAUUGAACCUCACUUGGACUGAUGCUGAUUGCCAGCCAGUCAGAACAGUGUUUAAUCUGUGACUAUUUUGUAUUCUGCUUUUUUGGGAUAUAAACACAUUCUAGAUGGUGAAGUUAUUUAUCGAGUAUACGUGUCCAAUGCUGCCAAGUCAUUAAUUUCAUGCUACAAAUUUAUGUUUCUCAUCUUAAAGACAAGUCCUUGUAAUUUAUAAUAGUCCUUCCAUAGAAAGAGUUGCAGAAUUUUGCUGAAGUCAUACAAGUUGAAGAGCCAGGAGAUCAUGUUGUAAUUAGAAGAAAUGCACACACUAUGUUACAGGACUCUAGAUUUUCGCUGGGGUGGUGUUAGGGGAAAGUCAACAAAACCUUAACUUCCCAAGCAUAGACUUGAUUUAAAAGCUAGUGGCACAACAAUUCAGUGGGAAGUUAUCUUGUGCAGGAGCCACAUAAGUGCACUACUGUUCUUCAUUUCAGCAGGAUAACUUUUGUUGAAUUGUGCCCAUUUAUGUUCUUGGACAGCAUAUUUUUGUCAGUUUUAAGGAGUUGGCACAGUACCUUUGACUAAUGAGCUGUUUAGGUAAAAUAAAGUAGUAAUGUGCAUUUAGCAAUUCGCAGAGAAGAUGAAUAAAAAUGUUUAGGGCCAACAUAGAUCAUUCUAUCAAGAACACAUCUUUCCCUUAGGACUCCUCUGUUUCUCUCUGUCUACAUACUAUAUGCUUCUUUGUAAUCCUAGGCAUGAAGGGACUGGAAAAAAAGAUAGGCAGACCUUUUGGUCCAGCAAGAAUAGUCCAAGCUGCCAACUAUGAGGAUAGUCUCUUGCCUACUGAGAUAUUAUUAGAAUUAGACAUCUAACGGUGAGCUCAUGUACAGCUACAACUACUCUCUUCAUUAUGGCUAUUUGCAAAUAUCUAAGUCCACCUAGUGCACGUCCCAAAGGAUCAAAAAACAUGGACCACCAUGUCUUGAUAAGCAUGCAAGGGGCUUUUUUGUAGUAUUGGGCUCCAGAGUCCCUUCCAAAAGAUGUCAUGCAAAUUGCCAUAUAUGAUGAAGCUGGAAGCCCAAGCUUCAGCGUAAACCAGGCCUGCGGUCUCAGAGCUGCUAGGCUGAAAUAAGCCCAUCAGAGGCUUGAUAGAUCCUCUGUCUGCCUAGAACUGGAAAAACAGGGUAGUCAUUCCUAAGCCCCCAGAAAGGUGCCCAUCCAUAGCUGGUAGGGUGUGACCAGCUGGGCGAAUCACACUUUGUGUAAGCCUGGCCAGUUAUUGUGCUAGAGCUUGCUCACUCUCUACUAAUCUAGCAAAUUCCAUUACAAACAGGGUACUUAUUUUGUAGAUUUGGUAAGGUUGGACCUAACAGUCAUUUCAACUUUAGCAAAGAGAAACAUAGGUGUGUUGGGAUUUCCCCCAUCCCAUUCCCUUUUUAAAAAAGCAAGAAGGAACAGUAGGCCAUUACAAAGCCUGUGGGGUAAUUUCUUUUCCUGACAAUUCUAGAUCCUGUUAUCAUAAAAGAGGCAUUUCUUAAAUGGCUGGUGGUAGGUAGUUCAUGU